Messenger RNA from Triticum turgidum subsp. durum (durum wheat), 1320 nucleotides. The record is from the annotation of a GenBank genome assembly. Lineage: Eukaryota; Viridiplantae; Streptophyta; Magnoliopsida; Poales; Poaceae.
AUGCCGCCGCUGGCCGCCUCCCUGCUCGUCCCCUCCCCCUCGCCGCCGUGCCAUCUCCUCCUCCGACGCCGACCUCGCGCCGGCAGCCUCCGGCCUCUGGCGCCUCGGCUGCCGCGCCUCUGGCGUGACGGGUGCCAGCCGCCUCGGCUCCGGCAUGUCCGGCCGCCCCGCGCCGUGCGCAUCAUCGCGCCCGGCGACCAGUGGGGCAACUGGGCGUUCCUCCUCUCCGCCGCGGCCUUCGGCACCUGGGCGGAGGAGCGGACGGCGUGGGGCGCGGCGCUGAGCGGGGCGCUGGUGAGCAUCCUGGCGGGGCUGGCGGCGGCGUCGGCCGGGUUGGUGGCGCCCGGCGCGCCCGCGCAGGCCGUCGUCAUGGAGUACUUGCUCCCCGUCGCCGUGCCGCUCCUGCUCCUCGGCGCCGACCUCCACCGCGUCGUCCGCACCACCGGCGACCUCCUCAAGGCCUUCCUCAUCGGAUCAGUUGCAACUGUAAUCGGCACAACGCUGGCUUAUCUGCUGUUCCCGAUGCGGUCUCUCGGCCAGGAUAGCUGGAAGAUCGCCGCCGCUCUCAUGGGGAGCUACAUUGGCGGAGCGGUGAAUUUCGUGGCGAUCUCGGAGGCGCUGGGCACGACGCCGUCGGUGGUGGCGGCCGGCGUGGCGGCGGACAACCUCAUCUCGGCGCUCUACUUCACGGCCCUCUUCGCGCUGGCGUCCAAGAUACCGCCGGAGGCCAAGAGCGCCACGUCCCCGGAGGACGGCGGCGAGGGCGAGCCCCGGGGCAGCAUGUCGGUGCUGCACGGCGGCGCGGCGCUGGCGCUGUCGUUCGCGAUCUGCAGGGCCGGCACGGGGAUCGCGGCGGGGCUGGGCGUGGCCGCCGGCGGCACGCUGCCGUGCGUGACGGCGUUGGUGGUGGCCCUGGCGACGGCGCUCCCGGGCUUGCUGGGCCGGCUCGCGCCGUCGGGGGAGACCAUGGCGCUGAUCCUCAUGCAGGUGUUCUUCGCGGUGGUGGGCGCCAACGGCAGCGUGGUGGACGCGGUGACCAAGGCGCCCGCCGUGUUCGCCUUCGCAGCGGUGCAGGUGGCCGUGCACCUCGCCGUGGUGCUCGGGGCCGGGAGGCUGGCGGGGCUGGACAGGAAGCAGCUGCUCAUCGCGUCCAACGCCAACGUCGGCGGGCCGACCACGGCCGCCGCCAUGGCGACGGCGAAAGGGUGGGGCUCGCUCGUCGUGCCCGGCAUCCUCGUCGGCAUCUUCGGGAUCUCCAUCGCCACGUUCCUCGGCAUCGGCUUCGGCAUGUUCGUGCUCCGGAGAAUGUCCGGCUUCUAG